UGGAACCCGGCGGACGUGUGUACCGUGUGAUACAUUUGGCCUAUUACGUGUACAUGUGUGGCAAUACACAUACAUAUAUAUCUUUCAGUUAGUAAAAAUAGACGUCUGUAGUUUAAAAACGAUUCUUUUCAAUGGCCUCGGUGCACGAGAAACCAUCUGUUCCACUGAAUGGGAUUGUGCAAGGUGCUGACAAUAUUGAAAGUUUGGACACAGAUCCUGAGAAUAUUCCAUACCAUGCUCGAGAGAAUGCGCUUCCGUUCAGCUAUGGCAGCGUUCCUGUGGGUUUCCAUACCAGCGAUUUAAAUCAUGUGGGAGACACGGAACGUAUGGAGAAUAAAAUCGACUCUAGUAUAUAUCUGACAAGUCAAUCACCAACUGUGGAUGAUAAAGUCAACUCGAGAACAUAUCCGACGAGUCACUCAAUGACCGUGGAUGAUAACGACAAUACGAGUAUAUAUCCGACAAAUCAAUCAAUGACUCGAAGAAGCAAUCGUCCCAGCAUAUCUACAUCGUGUCCAUUGCUACGAAAGACCCCUACCCGGGAGGAGUUUGACGAUAUGCUAAUGGAACGCAAGCUACAGGCGGUGGAAGCGAAAAGAGAGUCUGCCAAGAAAUUGAUCGAGAGUAAACAAAUUCGGAAUGAUUUUGUUGAACAGCCAAGAGGAAAACAGGUUCAGAUUGUAGAACAAAACGUUCCAGCUUUAGAACUAUGUCCCAAUAACUUUCACUUGCAAUUCGUCGAAAAGAAGAGAUCAGAGACGCCGACAUUUCCAACUGCUCAAGCCACUUUGAGCUCGGACCGCUGCGUCAGCCCAUAUCCAGCUCCGGGUUUACCAAAUUCUACUUUAAUAUCUGGGGAAACUAUAGAGGACGUGCCAUAUUUCGAUUGCACCAUACACACCAAGGAGGUUGAACCGCAUUUAGUUAAAUUUGCCAAGGAUUCAUCAGAGUAUUGGUACAAGCCCAACAUGUCACGGGAGGAAGCUGUAGAUUUAUUGCGCAACGUGGUACCUGGAACAUUUCUUAUACGUAAUUCAACAACAUACCGUAAUGCCUUUGGACUUGUGUUACGCGUUGCGAAGCCACCUGCUGGCGUGGUUACCGGACCCGGAUAUGGCGAUGAGCUGGUUCGCCAUUUCCUUUUGGAGCCAACAACACGAGGUGUUCGACUAAUGGGAUGUACCAAUGAGCCCAUAUUUACAUCCCUAUCUGCCUUUGUAUACGAGCAUUCAAUUAACCAAAUGUCUCUGCCGUGUACUCUCAUAAUACCAGAUCAGGAUAUCUUGUUUACCUCCAAUAAUCAAGAAAUAAUAUCCAAGCAAAAACAAAUAAUGGUUCAAGGUGCCGCUUGUAAUGUCCUCUAUUUGUUCCAAACCGAUAUGGAAUCUUUGACCGGUGAUGAUGCCGUACGAAAGGCUGUCCUUGAAAUGUACUCGGAAUACAAACGACCAAUUCCCCUAGAGGUACAUUUAAAGAUAUCUGGCGAGGGAAUUACCUUAACGGAUAAUACGCGCACACAAUUUUUCCGUCGACACUAUCCAGCAAAGAAUAUUUCCCACUUCUGUAUGGAUCCCAACAAUCACCUGUGGAGUGUCGCUGCCUCCGACGAGGGAUUGCAGCGCUCAGUCAACAAAUCAAUAUUUGCAUUUAUAGCUCGGCCGUUGACCGGAUCGAAGGAUAACCAAUGUCACAUCUUUUGUGAUCUGUCUUCCAGACAACCUGCUUCCGCCAUUGUUUCAUUCGCCCAUAAAGUUCUUCCACUUCAGAAUUCCGGCAAUAAUAUGAUAUGAGUUAUUGUACUCGUAUUCAUAGUCUUUAACCACUUCUGUUAUUUUCUAUUCAUUUUUUUUUUAAUUUUAA
Drosophila innubila is the source of this 1860-nucleotide messenger RNA. RefSeq names its product tensin-1-like. Bases 132 to 1790 code for a protein of 552 amino acids. The record is from RefSeq and is a predicted model, not a curated record. Gene Ontology annotation, molecular function: protein binding. The transcript has a single exon. Lineage: Eukaryota; Metazoa; Arthropoda; Insecta; Diptera; Drosophilidae.